UCCAUUGAUGUUUGUUCAAGACCACAAUCAGAUUUUUAUUCCAGGAUGAAUGUUAUGGUUAAACACAGAUGAAAUCAAGCAGACAUCUUUUAUCAUUUGGCCCAAAAAGAAAAACAUCCAGCACUAAUGUGGCUGAGAACCAUCUGCCCAUUGGUGCAUCUGAAGAACAUGAGAUGCCAAUGAGAAAGAAAAGGAGGACAGAGAGUUUUGAGAAGCUGUUGUCUCUUAAAUCCAUUAAAUGGAGCUGCGGUUCAGACCAGGCGAUGAUAUAUGAGAGACAAGUUGAUGAUCAUAUUUCUCUGCAGUCCAUUGCCUGGUCUGUAGAGGAUUCUCUUUCCAGUGAUCUUGAAGACCUUCCUCCUGUAGAUCAGCAGGUUCAAAGCCCUCCAGCUCCAGUACACCACAGUCCAGUCAGUUCAGCCUCAGCUCACAACAACAGAGUGGACUUGACAACUGACGAUGACUUUCUGAGCUGUUAUGAAAUCGGCAAAAUGCUUGGUGAGGGAGGAUUCGGCUGCGUCUAUGAAGGGAAACGCUUGGAGGAUGGCCUAGAGGUUUUCUUACAAUAUUUAACUACUUUAUGUUCUCUCACUAUGACCAUCAUAGUGUCUAUUAUCACUCGUAUUCUGUGCACUUGCCAUGUUUUAAAUGUAAUGUUUUGUUUUAUUAUCCAGGUGGCAGUGAAAAUAGCCAGCAAGCCAAGGAACAUGAAAUACAUCUACGUUCCCGGUCAUCAUGCACCCCUUCCGUCAGAGGUCGGCCUUUUACUCCUUGUUAACAAAGAGCCCAGAGCUCCAGAGAUCAUUACGCUGCUGGACUGGCAGGACCAGCCUGAACGUUACAUCCUGGUCAUGGAACGGCCAUCCCCCUGCAAAGAUCUGUGGGAUUAUGUGAUGCUUCAGGGAGGCUUCCUCAAAGAGGACAUAGCACGGUUUAUCAUGGCGCAGGCAACAAAGGCCGCUCACACGUGCUGUCAGCGAGGGGUACUUCACCGGGACAUCAAGCUGGAGAACCUACUGAUCCACCCAGAAACACUUGAGGUCAAACUGAUUGACUUCGGCUGUGGGGAUCUCCUGCAAGACUCCGGCUAUGAACGAUUUUGUGGAACACCAGAGUACUGCCCGCCUGAGUACUAUGUGGCCCACAGGUACCAUGGGAAACCAACAACUGUGUGGUCUCUGGGAGUGCUCUUGUUCAUGCUGGUGUGUGGACGCUACCCAGAACCCAGGGAUGUUGAACUGAUUGACUACGGCGUCUGGUUUGAGCCUGACUUGUCAAAUGAAUGCAGUCACCUGAUUCGAUCCCUGCUGAAUGAAAGCCCAAGCCGGCGGAUUGAUUUGGGGGAAAUCCUUCUACAUGAUUGGUUCAAGAUCACCAAACCAACAUGAAGGAAAUUGUAAAUAGUGGUAAACAGAGUAACGAGAGGUUGCUGUGAAAGCCGCUCCUGCCAUUUUUGU
Molecule: messenger RNA, 1457 nt
Organism: Carassius auratus (goldfish)
Lineage: Eukaryota; Metazoa; Chordata; Actinopteri; Cypriniformes; Cyprinidae
Product: serine/threonine-protein kinase pim-2-like
Exons: 7
Coding region: 69-1388 (439 amino acids)
Biological process (GO): regulation of mitotic cell cycle; protein autophosphorylation; negative regulation of apoptotic process
Cellular component (GO): cytoplasm
Molecular function (GO): protein serine/threonine kinase activity; ATP binding
Source: RefSeq, a predicted model, not a curated record